This is a messenger RNA of Cyclopterus lumpus (lumpfish), 2706 nucleotides long. RefSeq names its product kirre like nephrin family adhesion molecule 1b (gene kirrel1b). The transcript is spliced from 12 exons. Gene Ontology annotation, molecular function: cell adhesion molecule binding. The record is from RefSeq and is a predicted model, not a curated record. Gene Ontology annotation, biological process: cell-cell adhesion. Bases 1 to 2130 code for a protein of 709 amino acids. Gene Ontology annotation, cellular component: cell-cell junction. Lineage: Eukaryota; Metazoa; Chordata; Actinopteri; Perciformes; Cyclopteridae.
AUGCAGCGCGAGGAGCCCACCCCACCCACCUCAGCUGUAGUGAGGAGUCCAGGCAGCAACCAGCGCGUCUCUGCCUACCAAUGGGCAUGCGAGGAGGCUCCGUCUCUGUGCAGCGCUCCGUCUCAGCAGCUGAGGCGCAGGGGGAACUGCGACGGCCGCGCCGAGCAUCUUCCAGUGUUGCCAGACAGGAAGAGGGUGACGACCAGGAGCUACCUGCCCAUCACACCGGUGGACACCGACAGCAGCUGCAACUUCACCUGCGUGGCCAGCAACCCGGCGGUGCCCAUGGGCAAACGAGCCACGGUCGCCCUCAACGUCCACCACCCUCCUAUGGUGACCCUGUCCAUCGAACCUCGCUCCGUCCUGGAGGGCGAGAGAGUCACCUUCACCUGUCAGGCCACCGGCAACCCUCCCAUCAUCGGCUUCAGGUGGGCGAAAGGCGGCGUGCUGCUGGAGGGCGCCCGGGAAAGCGUGUUCGUCACCACGGCCGACCACUCCUUCUUCACCGAGCCCGUUUCCUGUCAGGUGUUCAACGUGGUGGGAAGCACCAACGUCAGCAUCCUGGUGGACGUGCACUUCGGCCCCAUUCUGGUGGUGGAGCCCCGGCCGGUGACGGUGGACGCCGACGCCGACGUCACCCUGAACUGCAAGUGGUCUGGGAACCCCCCUCUCACCCUCACCUGGACCAAGAAGGGCUCCAGCAUGGUGCUCAGCAACAACAACCAGCUGUACCUGAAGUCGGUGAGCCAGGCCGACGCCGGCCAGUACGUCUGCAAGGCCAUCGUGCCCCGGAUCGGCGUGGGAGAGACGGAGGUCACGCUCACCGUCAACGGCCCCCCCAUCAUCUCCAGUGAUUCGGUCCAGUACUCCGUCAGAGGGGAGCGAGGGGAGAUCAAGUGUUACAUCGCCAGCACCCCGCCGCCCGAUAAGAUUGUGUGGGCGUGGAAGGAGAACGUGUGGGAGAAGGAGAAGGGCACCCUGAUGGAGCGCUACACCGUGGAGCAGAGCAGACCUCCGUCCCAGGGCGGGGCCGUCCUCUCCACCCUCACCAUCAACAACGUCAUGGAGUCAGACUUCCACUCGCCCUACAACUGCACCGCCUGGAACGCCUUCGGACCCGGGACCAUGAUCAUCACCCUGGAGGAGACGGAUAUCGUUCCAGUCGGGAUCAUCGCCGGUGGGACGGUGGGCUCCUCCAUCCUGCUGCUGAUGUUCCUGCUGGCGCUCGCCUUCUUCCUCUACCGCCAACGCAAAGGCAGUCGCCGGGGCGUCACCCUCGGCAAGCCCGACAUCAAGGUGGAGACGGUCAACAAAGAGAGCCACAGCCUGGAGGAGGAGGCGGCCGACGUCUCCACGGCAACGCGGAUGGUCAAGGCCAUGUACUCACCCUUCAAAGACGACAUGGACCUGAAGCAGGACGUCCGGAGCGAGAGCGACGCCCGCGAGGAGUACGAGCUCAAGGAUCCAACCAACGGCUACUACAACGUCCGAGCCACCGCCCACGACGAGGCUCGCCCGCAGUCCCGCGCCGUCCAACACUACCAGGGCGACUUCCGCAGCCCGAACCCGAACAGCGGACCGGCCGGUGCGGUCGCCGGCGGCGGCGGCGUCGCCCCCAGCGGAGUGCCGGGCUCGAGGGCGGGCUGCUACGACCCCCGGCCCCCCUCCAGGAUGUCCCACGCCACCUACGCCCAGUUCAACACCUUCACCAGGGUGGCGCAGAGCCAGCAGGCGCCUCCCAAUCCGGCCCUCCAAUCGCCCACCGAUUACCCCGGAGACUGCGGCCAGCUGGACGGCACCGCCCAGCUGGCCUACGACAACUACGGAUACCCCUCCCAGUACCCCAGCUACCGCAUGGGCUUUGCUCCACCCAUAGAGGAAGGGCCAGCCUAUGAGAUGUAUCCAACAGGCCAAGGUACCGGGCCGGGGCCUGGGCCAGGACCGGGGCCUGGGCCAGGGCCAGGACCGGGACCAGGACCGGGACCAGGACUGGGACAGGGGCAGGGGCCAGGACAACAAAGUCCUGAAACAGGGCUGGGGCAGUAUGGAACCUCCACUCGCUUCUCGUAUUCGUCUCCACCCUCUGACUAUUCCCAAAGACACACACAGCGGAUGCAGACUCAUGUUUGAGAACCACACACACACACACACACACACACACACACACACACUCUUUGACUUGCUUUUUGCAGCUGCAGUAUUACACAUAAAUAUAUAAAAGAUACAUAAGCAUUCAAGAAUCCAUUUUCUUUUCUUUUUUUCCCAGUAGCAGCCAGUGCAUGGAACUGAGGUUCACUCUUUGGACCAAUCAAACACCAGCUAGCAGCUCAUCCUAUAACACAGUCAGUCAGCAACACACACACACACACACACACACACACACACACACACACACACGUGCAAAGCGACAUUCACACACACUCACGCAGACUUUCUGUUGCGCGCAGUGCGUUUGUGCUCCAGCGGGGAGCGACAGCGAGCGUCACAAUCAAGAGACAAAGAGACAAAAGAAGAAGAAGAGGAAGAGGAGGAGGAGGAGCAGAGGAACCUGCAUCAAUCUCUCCUCCCACCUCGUCCUUGUGUACAAACCUAUACAGUGCAAUGCAGUACAGACCGAACUCUGUAAUCCACGCUGACGCUCACACACACACACACACACACACACACACACACACAGAUCUUUAAAGACUUGUUUGUUUGUGGGCA